This is a messenger RNA of Colletotrichum aenigma, 1062 nucleotides long. RefSeq lists its product as uncharacterized. NCBI's taxonomy places the organism in Eukaryota, Fungi, Ascomycota, Sordariomycetes, Glomerellales, Glomerellaceae. Bases 1 to 1062 code for a protein of 353 amino acids. The transcript is spliced from 3 exons. The record is from RefSeq and is a predicted model, not a curated record.
AUGGGUGACAACUCCUGUAGCGGCUCAACGCCGUUCAAGAGUCUCGUCGACCACGGCGGCCAAGACCGUAGCCUCCACCAGGAUCGCUUUUCCACCACAUUUGCUAGUCAACAUGCCUUCAGGUCUAGUGGCUCGAUGUCCUCGCCUCAAGCACAGCAUGACUUCGGCGCAUUUUCAACCACGAAUGCGCCAAGCUCUCAUUCACAGCCAAUACCUAGUCCAUCCAUAGCACCGCAUCUCGUAAACCACUAUGACGGACGCCUUUCGAUGAACAAUCCGGCCUCUACUUCCCGUUUGUCCAAUACUAUACCCUCUGUGGACGAAAGCGCGGCCCGCCGCCCAUACCACAUACCAAAUGCACCCCCAGAAGCGACAGGUUGGGCUCAGGACUUUGCAAGCUCACUUCGCUCCACAGACUUCGCGACAAACAUGAUGACAUUUCCCUCAAGGCCGUCUUUCUUUAGGCCUGUCGGAGAUCCUGGGGCACUCGUGGAAAAUGGGCCUACAAGCCACGGCGCUGACGCUGUUCAGGCUGAAUUUGACCUCGAAAUGGACAGGUGGAUGGCUGCUCAUGGGGACAGCCGAUUAGAAGAUAUUGACGCCAUCAUGGAGGAGCUCGCGCGGCAGAUGGAGCAAGAAGAAAUAACGGCUGCCCAAAACGACGACAGAACCCUUGGCAUCAGUCUUCGCGGUGAACAACUCAUGCCAGCCACCGUGGAUGGUGAGACAUCCGUAGAGGAGAAAGACCACUCUGUCCAGGCUCCCUCUGGCACAUCCCAACCCAACCAGCUCCCCGAUGUGUCGCGGCUGGGUCUCGAUGACAUGGCCGAUACAACGUCAGCCGAUCUUGCCAGCCCGGGGCAAUCAGAAAUUUCCGAGGCCGCAAGACAAAUUUUGGAAUCGGUUCAACACGAGCAAGGUGACAAGUGGAAGAAUUCGAGGUUCCUGCUGCUGAUGAGAGACUUCCGAGAUGGUUACAAGGAUAUCAUUGACAACGAAAUACUGGAAACGCAUGGCGAUGACGGUCACUUGUUGGAAAAGGUCAAAUUGACCGAGGCAUGA